ACAGUAGAAGUGGUGGUGUGCAGUGCUAGUUGCCAUGACGACAUGGCGUGUGUCUCCAGCGGAGGGGAGUGUCGGUCCUUCUGUACGUCCAACACGGAGUACUGUCUGAACGGGGGGACCUGUCAGGACGGGAACCCGGUCCUGGAGUGCAGAUGUCCCUCGGAUGUAGUUACAGUAUAUCAGUACUCAGGACCACGCUGCCAGAAUGAAGGACUAAGUGUGUUCAUCAUUGCCAUGAUUGCUGUCGCGUGUGCUCUGGUCUUUAUCGUUGCUGUCGGCCUUGCUGUUCGGUGUUGGCCUCGGGGGAAACCCAAAACUUCUAACAGCGAUGCACAAGCAGUGUUGGAGAGUGCAGAAUCUAAGCAGAAUGGUGUCCCGAUGGAGAACAAGGGAAUAGACAACGCUGCCGCCAACAUCCAAGAGAACGGGACGGCAGCGGGAUAUGAGAAAGCUGUUGCUCAGCAAUAUGAGGAGGAUUCUUGGUUAUAACAUGGCCACUUUGCAGUUUAUACGUUUUAGACCACUGCUACUAUUCAUAUGUGAUGCAAACUCAUUGUUAGAAAGACAAUAUCCAAUUUUAUUAUGCUAAUUUAACAAGCU
Branchiostoma floridae (Florida lancelet) is the source of this 600-nucleotide messenger RNA. RefSeq lists its product as uncharacterized. The record is from RefSeq and is a predicted model, not a curated record. The transcript is spliced from 4 exons. The coding region runs from base 43 to 489 and encodes 148 amino acids. NCBI's taxonomy places the organism in Eukaryota, Metazoa, Chordata, Leptocardii, Amphioxiformes, Branchiostomatidae.